This is a messenger RNA of Solanum stenotomum, 591 nucleotides long. Its product is annotated as premnaspirodiene oxygenase-like. Bases 1 to 591 code for a protein of 196 amino acids. Gene Ontology annotation, molecular function: iron ion binding; heme binding; oxidoreductase activity, acting on paired donors, with incorporation or reduction of molecular oxygen. The record is from RefSeq and is a predicted model, not a curated record. The transcript has a single exon. Lineage: Eukaryota; Viridiplantae; Streptophyta; Magnoliopsida; Solanales; Solanaceae.
AUGGAGAUUCAUUUCAAUUCUGUUUCAUUCUUGCUUUUCUUUUUCCUCCUCUUAGUUAUUUUCGUUCGAAAAUCGAAAAAAACUAAGCAAAGAUGGCCACCAGGUCCAUGGAAAUUGCCUAUUAUUGGAAGCAUUCAUCACCUUAUUGGAGCACUUCCACAUCAUGUUCUUAGAAACUUAUCAAGAAAAUAUGGACCACUAACGCACCUGCAGUUAGGGGAAAUAGAUGUGGUUAUUGUAUCGUCUCCACAUAUGGCAAAACAAGUACUAAAAGUUCAUGACCUUUCUUUUGCAGCAAGGCCAGAGCUUAUGGCAUCUGAUAGAGUCUUUUAUAGUAAAAAUGACAUUGUAUUUGCAAGAUACGGUGAUUACUGGAAACAAAUUCGUAAAAUAUGCAUUUCAGAGUUACUUAGUGCAAAGAUGGUCAAGUCGUUUAGUUUAAUUCGACAAGAUGAGGUUCAUGAUCUUGUUACAUCAAUUUGUUCUACGCCAAAUGUUGUGGUUAAUAUGUCUGAAAAGGUUCUUAGACUUACUAGCUCUGUUAUAUGUAGAUCAGCUUUCGGAAAAGUAUGGGAUGAUACCAAAUUAUGA